AUGUUCCACAUUCCAGCCCCCACAUCUCGCAUCCCUGGGCCCAUGUUCAACGCAACGAUUCCCCACACACAUCAGUUCCACCCAUGCCACGUGGAGCGGAAAGCCAUAGCGGCCGUUCAAUCAGGCCAAUUUUCAAUAUGGUACCUCACCAAAUCCCUUGUCGGCACAGACAGAAGGCGUUGUCGCGCCACGCUCUUCAGCUUAUGCAGGCUAACGCCGCCUCCCAGCUCGCUUGUGAGCUUGCGACCCCGCAAUGUGCCGUCAGCAAGUAACGGGAGCUUUUUCUCCACCCAGGAUCGCGCGGAAGAACGCGCGGCGUAUUGGCGGAGCGUAGAGAGCGCUCGAGAUGGCGCGCUUCUGAUCGAUCCCUACGCUGCUCUGCUGGCCGCGGCGAAGCAGCAGAGAAAAGCAGAGGGAAAAGGAAAUGCGGGGAAUGAUCCGGGGGAGGCGGCGGUGGAGGCGGCGUCGUACCUGGUGGCGACGCGGUUCUUGGACGACGCGAUUGAAGAGGCGGUGGCGCAGCUGGUGGGCGGGGCGGAGGAGGUCCGCCAGGUUGUUCUUCUAACGGAUGGGUGUGACACGCGGCCGUACCGCAUGGCGUGGCCGCGCCCCAUGGUGCUGUUUGACGUGUCGCCCGCUGCGCCCUACACUGCCUGCCACAACCUCCUCCAUGAGGCUGGAGCGCGGCCAGCAUGUGGAUCAGUGGUGCGCCACGUGUCAGCUGACCUGUCCACCGGGGAGGACUGGCGGGAUGAAGGUUGGGGCGAGAAGCUGCAGAGGCUCGGGUAUAGAGGAGACAGGCCGAGCCUGUGGGUGUUGCAGGGCCUGCCCCAGCUGUCAGCGUCAGGCCUGAAGGCCAUUCUGGGCCACCUGCAAGGGCUGCUCAUGACAGGCUGCCAAGUCAUUGGGGAGCUGCCCUUGCACGCCAUCGCUCCCCAGGCCAUUGCGGGCACAGGAGAAUCAGGGUCACAAGAGGACCCUUCGGUUGCUGUGGCUGCUCUCUCCGCCCUCUUUGCCUCCCAUGGGCUUCUGGCUGAAGUGCAUUCAAAUGUCCCAGUCGCUGCCCUAAACAUGUCGAACAAACACCACGUUGCUGCUCAUCCGUGGCACGACUUGGAAAUCGGUCCAGAAGCUCCUACUGUCUUCAACGUUGUCGUAGAAAUCUCCAAGGGAAGCAAAGUCAAGUACGAGCUUGAUAAGAAGUCCGGCCUUAUCAAGGUCGACCGUAUUCUGUACUCUUCGGUGGUGUAUCCUCACAACUAUGGGUUCAUCCCGAGGACUCUCUGCGACGAUAACGAUCCAAUGGAUGUCCUCGUCUUGAUGCAGGAGCCAGUGAUUCCUGGAUGUUAUCUUCGUGCCAGGGCAAUUGGGCUUAUGCCUAUGAUUGAUCAGGGAGAGAUGGACGACAAGAUCAUUGCUGUGUGCGCCGACGACCCAGAGUACAAGCAUUUCAAGUCUAUUGACGAGCUUCCGAGGCACAGACUGCAAGAAAUCAAGCGUUUCUUUGAGGACUACAAGAAGAACGAGAAUAAGGAAGUCGCAGUCAACACUUUUCUCGGUGCCACAGAAGCCGUUUCAGCUGUGAAGAAAUCCAUGUAA
This is a messenger RNA of Closterium sp. Yama58-4, 1599 nucleotides long. The record is from the annotation of a GenBank genome assembly. NCBI's taxonomy places the organism in Eukaryota, Viridiplantae, Streptophyta, Zygnematophyceae, Desmidiales, Closteriaceae.